AUGUCAGAGGAAGCUUUUAAAGUUAAAGUUUAUGUCUAUGAUUUAACACAUGGAUUGGCUGCCUUAUAUUCGCCUAUGAUAUUAGGAACAACGAUCGAUGCCAUAUACCACACACUGGUGGUAGUUUACAACAAAGAGUAUUACAUUGAUCAAGGAAUUAAAGUUACUUCACAGCCAGGCUCAACGAAAUAUGGAAUCCCUAAGGAAGUAUUAGACCUCGGGGAAACUUAUAUUACUGAAGAUAUCCUUGACGAGUUCUUGCAAGAAUUGAAAGAUCGAGAAGAUCAGAAGUACCACGCCUCGAAUUAUGAUUUAUUUGAAAAUAACUGUAAUCACUUUACAGACGUCGUUCUUGAAUUCUUGGUAGGAAAAAACCUUGAAGACAGAAUAUUAAAUCUUCCUCAACAGGUAUUACUGACGCCAAGAGGACAGAUGUUGCACCAGUUAAUAGGAAACGGUGCUCUAAUAUAG
This is a messenger RNA of Priceomyces carsonii, 471 nucleotides long. RefSeq lists its product as uncharacterized. The coding region runs from base 1 to 471 and encodes 156 amino acids. The record is from RefSeq and is a predicted model, not a curated record. The transcript has a single exon. Lineage: Eukaryota; Fungi; Ascomycota; Pichiomycetes; Serinales; Debaryomycetaceae. Gene Ontology annotation, molecular function: peptidase activity. Gene Ontology annotation, biological process: protein modification by small protein removal.